This is a messenger RNA of Xyrauchen texanus (razorback sucker), 1863 nucleotides long. Its product is annotated as general transcription factor IIH subunit 4-like. Gene Ontology annotation, molecular function: ATPase activator activity; double-stranded DNA binding. NCBI's taxonomy places the organism in Eukaryota, Metazoa, Chordata, Actinopteri, Cypriniformes, Catostomidae. Bases 114 to 1514 code for a protein of 466 amino acids. Gene Ontology annotation, cellular component: transcription factor TFIIH core complex; transcription factor TFIIH holo complex. The transcript has 14 exons. The record is from RefSeq and is a predicted model, not a curated record. Gene Ontology annotation, biological process: nucleotide-excision repair.
UGAUUAUUCAACAUGGCUCAACGCUACCCGAACUGACCGAAUGCAUGUAAAGAAAGAAAUCUGAAUGCAUCAAUUAAUGGAGCAAUUUUGCUCACUGACAUCCGUCAAAUAAGAUGAAGUUUCGAGUGCAGCUGCAGUGUAAGAACUUGCACGAGUACCUGAGGGAACUGAGUCCAGAGAUCCUCGACAGACUCUACAAUCAUCCCGCAACAUGUCUGGCCGUCUACAGGGAACUUCCAGCAUUGGCAAAGAAUUAUGUAAUGCGGAUGCUGUUUUUAGACCACCCCCUUCCACAGGCUGCGGUCGCACUGUGGGUUAAGAAAGACAGUCAAAAAGACCAUGAUCAGUGUGUGUCUGUGUUAAGCGGCCUACGGCUGUGGCACAGUCAGCAGCUUCAGGGUGGACUCCAGGGCUUUGUGCUCAACCCUGUGUUUAAAGACAAUCUUAGGAUAGCACUGCUGGGCGGAGGUAAACCGUGGGCAGAUGAGGGCAGCAGUCUGGGUCCUGAUCGCCAUGCCAGGGACGUAGAGAGUCUCGACCGCUAUGCAAUGGAGCGAUGGGAGGUCAUCCUUCAUUUCAUGGUGGGCUCACCCAGUGCUGCUGUCAGCCAGGAUCUGGCACAGCUCCUCUCACAGGCUGGGCUCAUGAGGAGUGAGGCUGGUGACGCUCCAUGUAUCACAUCAGCAGGGUUCCAGUUUCUGCUACUAGACACAGCGUCUCAACUGUGGUACUUCACUCUACAGUACCUUAAUACAGCACAGUCAAGAGGGAUGGACCUGGUGGAGAUUCUUUCCUUUUUGUUCCAGCUGAGUUUUUCCACUCUUGGUAGAGACUAUUCUGUGGAGGGAAUGAGUGAGUCUCUACUCACAUUUUUGCAGCAUCUGCGAGAGUUUGGCCUGGUUUUCCAAAGAAAGAGGAAGUCAAGGAGGUACUACCCAACAAGGUUGGCUAUAACUCUAGCUGCUGGCGUCACAGCAAACCCCACCUCUGGCUCUGCCUCCUCUGCACUGGGAGCCACACCCGGAACAGGAGACACAGGCUUCAUCGUUGUAGAAACCAACUAUCGCAUCUAUGCGUACACAAACUCUGAGCUACAGAUUGCACUGGUAGCUCUUUUUAGUGAGAUGCUGUAUCGGUUUGCUAAUGUGGUGGUUGCACAAGUAACCAGAGAGUCAGUGCAGCAGGCCAUUUCUAACGGCAUUACUGCACAGCAGAUAAUUCACUUCUUAAGGACCCGAGCACAUCCAGUAAUGCUUAAACAGACCCCUAUCCUCCCCCCGACCAUCACAGACCAGAUCAGACUGUGGGAGCUGGAGAAAGAUCGCUUACAGUUCACUGAGGGAGUAUUAUACAACCAGUUUUUAUCCCAGGCUGAUUUUGAAGUGCUGCGGGAUAGGGCUCAGGGUUUAGGUGUAUUGGUGUGGCAGAACCCCGCUCACAGGGUCAUGGUGGUGACACCACAUGGACACAGCGAGGUCAAGAGAUUCUGGAAAAGACAGAAGAGUCAUACAUAAAGAAAAAAACAGACCUGAAAAAGAACAAGAUUCAUCAUUCCCUUGAAGGUGCUGAGAAUAACACAAACCCACUCGGUACAGACUCAUCACUGAGUUAUUGCUUAUAGAGACAGAGGACAAACUUGCAGUGUGGAGGAAAAGAUUCCAGUUUGUAUGUAUUUAACUAUAAUACAUUAAUAUUCAUGUAAAAAAAACACCUUGUUUUAAAAAGCUUUGAUAUUGACCAAGCUGCUUAUGCUGUGUACAUUAUUGCACCCUUAUUGACUGAUUUUGCUUUUGUAAUCCUAUGCCCUUUGCUAGAUUACUUGUUUGUGUCUGAGGAAAAUGGACUAAAAUAAAUACAGUUUAU